Cyclopterus lumpus (lumpfish) is the source of this 2150-nucleotide messenger RNA. It is a transcript of the gene slc25a21, whose product is annotated as solute carrier family 25 member 21. The transcript has 11 exons. Bases 288 to 1187 code for a protein of 299 amino acids. The record is from RefSeq and is a predicted model, not a curated record. NCBI's taxonomy places the organism in Eukaryota, Metazoa, Chordata, Actinopteri, Perciformes, Cyclopteridae.
ACUCUGCUAUCCUCUUCAGUACCUAACAGCAGGGUUGUUGUUGUGCGUGCGUGUGCGCUGGUAAUUGAUUCCAUAUUAGCCAAAGAGCACUGGGAGAGAUAUCCUCGCUGCUCCUUCUCCAGCGUGGGCUGCAGCAGCCCCGCGGGACGAGAUAACAGAACCGCCUCUCCACGAGAGCAGCAGCACGGGCACGGGGAACCAGGCAGCACGGGGAACCAGGCAGCACGGGGAACCAGCAGCAGCAGCACAGGAAACAUUGAAAAAAAAAAAAAAAAAAAAGAGGAAACAUGACAACCGAGAAGCCGCAGAGCAUGCUCCGGGAAGCGUCUCAUCAGAUUAUCGCCGGUGGAUCCGCCGGUCUGGUGGAGAUCUGCUUGAUGCAUCCGCUCGACGUGGUGAAGACGAGGUUCCAGAUCCAAAGGGGAACCAGUGACCCCACCAGCUACAAGAGCCUCAGUGACUGCUUCCGGACCGUCAUCCGCAACGAGGGCAUCGUCGGCUUCUACAAAGGGAUCCUUCCUCCGAUUGUGGCGGAGACACCGAAGAGAGCGGUGAAGUUCUUCACUUUUGAGCAAUACAAGAAGGUGCUGAAUUUGACCCCUUUGUCUCCCGGUCUGGCGCUGUCCGUCGCCGGCCUCGGCGCAGGCUUGACGGAGGCCGUCGUCGUCAACCCGUUCGAAGUGGUGAAAGUCAGCCUGCAGGCCAACAGGGACUCCUUCACGAAGCAACCCUCUUCCUUCGCUCAGGCGAGGCUCAUAAUCAACUCCGACGGCUUCGGAGCGAGGGGCCUGAACAAAGGGCUGACGUCCACGCUGGGACGCCACGGAGUCUUCAACAUGAUCUACUUUGGCUUCUACUUCAACGUCAAGGACGCUAUUCCCUCCAGCCCGGACCCGACCCUGGAGUUCAUGAGGAAGUUCGCCAUCGGCCUGGUGUCGGGGACCAUCUCCUCCUGCGUCAACAUUCCCUUCGACGUCGCCAAGAGCCGCAUCCAGGGCCCCCAGCCGGUGCCCGGAGAGAUCAAGUACCGCACCUGCUUCCAGUCCAUGGCGCUGGUGUACCGGGAGGAAGGGUACUUGGCGCUCUACAAGGGGUUGGUGCCCAAGAUAAUGAGGCUUGGACCAGGUGGAGCGGUGAUGCUGCUGGUUUAUGAAUAUGUGUCCGGAUGGCUGCGGACAAACUGGUAACCCAAGAGGGAGUGCCUCGUCACCAAAUACCGUUCCAGUAACGACCAAAUGUUGCCGCCAGCGUUACCGCGUUUAUAUUUCAAUGCAGGAAAAAAAAAAAAUACAUCUUCAUCGAAGUAACUCGAAACAGAUGCAAUAUUUGAAGAUUUGAGUACUUUUUUAAAUUUUUUUUUAUAGAGAAAAUCGUUUUUUAAUGAAUGAGAGACCCUGAAACCUUUUUUUUUUUUCUCAAUCAGCUUCCUGUUAUAAGUCACGGAGUCCUACUUGAAUUUUAUGCCAAAUUUUUUAACAUUUUGGGUUUAUUUCACAUGAGAGAUUCAUGCAUUUGUGUUUGAAGUGGGCCCAAAACAGCCCCGAUGAAGCAAAGUGUGUCUUUGAGAGUCUAUAACUAUGUAUGAAUAUGAACUAAUGAAGUACUCAAUGUUAUCAUGCAAAAUAUUUUGGUGCAAAUUUGUUUUUGGUUUUUUCAAGUUUCAAAUUAAAUGAAACUCCAAAGUUAUGGUUACGAGAUGAUUAUAUGGCUGCGCAGUGACGUGUAUGAUGAAACUAACACACGCCGAGUUUGGAUGAAUCCACAUCUAUCAAACGUGAAUAAUAUUGAGAUAUAUUACUGUUAUUAUACAUUUUAAAGUCGGUGUGUGUGUGUGUGUGUGUGUGUGUGUGUGUACACACCUUCAUAUGCAUCUUAAAUAUACUGUGAUACCACCCACAACACUGUGAGCAUUACUCUUUAUCUUAAACUAUAACCAAAUAGCCACAAUAGUGCCUGAUUCUUAAUAAUUACUGUGUAUAAGAAUUUCACCGAUAUUGUUAAUGGCCUAUUGUAGAAGGUUAUUUUUGCAUGACUGAUAUUUUUAUGUAACCUCUUAUUGUUCAUUUUGACUUGUUUGUUCUCCAUGUGUAUCGGUGACCAACUAAAAGAAGAAAACAAAAACGAUAUUAAACUCAAUAUUAAACUCUUCA